AUGUCCCCUGAACCUGACAAAUCAAGCACAAUCGAGCCCACGGCAGGCUCUCCUCAAGUACGGUGGCAGUUCAUCAACGCCUCGGGUAACAGCCGAAAUAAUCUAACUCAAGUCAAACGCCAUGUCAUGCAAGAAUAUAUGCGACAAAAGCGACAGGCUGCAGGCCAGUCUGACAUCGGUCCUGAUGACACCAUAGGGGAAGGCGGCCGCAAACCUUUCAGGUCACGUCGGAAAGCCAAGGGUAGCAGCCAUCGCGAUGACCCCGCCGAUAAAAGGCCCAAGGCAGAGAUUGGCGAAAAUGCUGAAGAUACUGCAGCUAACCUUGUGCACCAACAUGGAUCCGAAACAAGCCCAAGUCAUCUAAUCAGUGAACACAACUCCACCGAGGUCAUGGAGAACUUUGGUGCAGAAGUCGGCGCUUAUCAAGUCUCCGACUCCUCAUCGGACUCCCGGAUAUGGUACUCGGCGACGUCGCAAAGCAGUAGCUCGGAGCUGGGGAGCUUGACGCCACGGUCCUCCGCCCCGACAUCCCCAUAUGAAGUGGCGCUAUCUCCGAAAACAAUACUCAGCGCCGCACGUACUGAUCCUUUCAACACCUUACCACUGGAGUUGGACCUUGACAGCCAGCGGUUGUUCGAUUUCUAUGUGAACGAAAUGCCUGCCUGCUCCUACGGGAACCAUUUUCGAUCCUCCAAAGCGCACAAUUGGUACACGGCAGUCUUCGUUCCCGAAGGGAUGAAAGGGCCAGUGGCGUUCCAGAAUACCAUCCUUGUCCAUGCAGCUAACACAUGGACAUGGGUUCGCAAUCAGGAAGUGGAUGAAAGAGGUCUAAUUCAUCGCGACCGGGCCAUUUCCAUGCUUCGCGAACACCGUGAGAGACACCCUCAUGACUUCUCCGACGAAGUAAUCAUAGCUUGUCUCAGUGCUGCCGGACUCGAAGAUUUCGACCCCCGUCCUGGACGCAAGCAAAUCAGCUGGCUUCAUAUGCGAGCUGCAAGAGAGAUGAUCCGAGCCCGCGGUGGUCCCGCUGCAUUUCAUAAUACUCGGCUGGGUAUGCUGAUCAAUUGGCAAGAUUACAUCCUCUCGGGCUAUGAAACUGACGGACCGAGUUUCUUCUUUGAUGCUGCACCACCGAUGAUACAGCCAACUACAAUGGCCCAGCCUAUGAUGGCUUCAUAUCCUGUUCCGGUCGAGCUAAGCCUCUCCUGGCCUCGACCAUUACUUCCAUACGAAGAAAUUCAGAAUCAAUGCGAUGAGUUCAUAACCUUUCUCAAACGAUGUCAACAGCUUUCGGCCUAUCAAGCGAGCACUACUGACGCCAACUCGCUUCAAAUGCGCCACACUGCCUUCCAGGAAGGGUCACUACUACACCAAAUUCUUGCGGCGCCUCCCGGGGCGCGCUUCACUGCCUCUGGCAACCGCAAACAGUUCGUUGCGCGGCUGGUCGCCCUGCUCAUGCUCAACGCGGCCCUUUGGGACUACCGACAUUCCGUGCCGCACAGCGAGACUUUCCUCCAGACGCUGCAGCAGGCGGUGGUGGACAGCGAGGUGAAUAUGAGCGGUUCCGUGGAGGCACUGCUGCAGAUCUUGCUCGAGUGCAAGGACGGCCAUGUCAACACGACCAGCGACAGCUGCAGCCAAGGACCAGACUUCACGCAGUACUCCCAGACCGCAAGCGGCCCAUACGAUCGGCCAUGGUUCGCUGGUCGGAUGCUCAAGGUCGCCAAGCGUCUCAGUUAUGAGUCUUGGAUGCACGUUAAUAAUAUCCUCUUCUCUUGCCUGACCAUGCAACCGGGCAUGCCCAAUGUUGCUCUGUGGGAAGAUAGCCUUCAACAGGAGAUUUCCAACGCGCCGCUCACCAGAUAUACCAUGCCCUCAUUGGAAGAGCUAUGACACCAGCCCACGACUAUAUACCCCUUUUUCCCGUCAGACUCAUAUGGAUAUCUGCAACACCUUGCCAAGUCUUGGGUUCAAUCCAGGUCAUCAUUCAUUGGAGUCCUUCCUGCACUUUCCCUCUUUCUUGUGAUCCAUCCUCAUGAUAUAGACAAGAGUCUUUUCCCGCUCAUUCGUCUGCAACAGCACUAUACAUUUCUGGAUGAAACCUCUCUUAUACAUAUAUGCUUAUCCGUCAUCAUCCCUUUUGUUCACUGCAUGUUAUACCCCAGCUUGUACCAACGAACUCUGCAGCCAUAGAUUUCUUUUUGCUUUCAUUCUUCUGAUACUGUAAUUGAUUACCAAUUGGAGCAUAUCUCUAUGAGAUGAUUUUUAUUAAACAUCUUGAUCGUUAGCUUCGACUG
Molecule: messenger RNA, 2297 nt
Organism: Aspergillus uvarum CBS 121591
Lineage: Eukaryota; Fungi; Ascomycota; Eurotiomycetes; Eurotiales; Aspergillaceae
Product: sigma-70 region 2 family protein
Exons: 3
Coding region: 1-1893 (630 amino acids)
Source: RefSeq, a predicted model, not a curated record